This is a messenger RNA of Scleropages formosus (Asian bonytongue), 2697 nucleotides long. Its product is annotated as heparan-sulfate 6-O-sulfotransferase 3-B-like. Gene Ontology annotation, molecular function: heparan sulfate 6-sulfotransferase activity. The record is from RefSeq and is a predicted model, not a curated record. NCBI's taxonomy places the organism in Eukaryota, Metazoa, Chordata, Actinopteri, Osteoglossiformes, Osteoglossidae. Gene Ontology annotation, cellular component: membrane. The transcript has 3 exons. Bases 936 to 2138 code for a protein of 400 amino acids.
CUGUGAGGAGUGCGGUGGUGCGAUGCGGGAGGAACGGGCGGGCUGCACCGGCAGGGAGCCUUUUCUCAUCUGAGAGUCUCCACAUGAAUCAUGACCGUUUUCGGGAUCGCUUCUUGCUUGGCACGCAGGCGACUUGUGACAUGAAGCAUUCUGGUUUCUCGUGUGUUUUGAGACAGACAUGUGAAAUUAGACAACCUGAUGACUAUUUUUGUAACAGCCCUAGGUGAUAAAUCCUACUACAGCAUGAGCAUCCUUUUUUUUUUCCUGACAUGGGUACCGCUGGAAUUCCCGGAGCUGGGACGAAUGCGCAAGGAGUCUAUUGAUUUCCAGUUUAUUAUUAUCACCACUCUUAUUAUUAUCUAAGUAUUUAUUUAGGUACGAUCCGUAUAUCCUAAAUUCUAACUCGAUUUUUUUUUUUUUUUUUUUUGCAACGUUGCACUUCUCAUGCGCAAGUGUGCACGAUCACGUUUCAUUCCGCGGCUCAUUUUAGGUAAGCGACUCCGUGCGCAGCAAGUUGGUGAAGCGCUGCUGGAAGUAACGCAGCUUUGCGUUUUUUUUUCCCCCCUCACAUUUUCGCAUUUUCAAUCAACAGGAGUGUUUCGUAAACCCAAGGCGUGCAGCCUGCAGCUCGCGCUAACUCCAGUAUUUCCCCCACGCCACGGGCUCUCACUUUCACGAGUGAUGAGGCAUUUAAGAGGAUGAAGAGGGCGAAGGUGGUUAAGAAGAUCCCGGACUGAUGUGGACGCAGAGACACCCGACGGCCGCGAGGACAUCUUCUUCUCGGGGAGGGGGGCGGGGGGACCUGGCUCUGCAAUACUAAUAUGCGGCGGCUAUGUGUACAAAGUGACCCGUGUUGGAUUUUGGUGCUUUUGAAUUUGAGGAAGACCAGCUAGCGCUCCCGGCAUUCAAUGGCAUGAGAGAACCCGGCCGCUACCAUGGAUGACAGAUCCAAUAAAGUGAUUCUGGUUCCGAUCCUCGCCGUUCUCUUUGUUAUGAUUGGCUAUCAGUACAUCUGCCCCUACUUCUCCGGCGAGGACUCGGAGCGGGACCCGGAGCUGGAGGACGAAGACCCCCCCAGGUUCACCCCCAGGUUCAACUUCUCCGAGCGCGACCUGCUGCGGCGCGUGGACUUCGACAUCCGCGGCGACGACGUGAUCGUGUUCCUGCACAUUCAGAAGACCGGCGGCACCACGUUCGGCAGACACCUGGUGCGGAACAUCCGCCUCGAGAAGCCGUGCGACUGCCGCGCGGGCCAGAAGCGCUGCACGUGCCACCGGCCCGGGAAGGAGGAGUCGUGGCUCUUCUCGCGCUUCUCCACGGGCUGGAGCUGCGGGCUGCACGCGGACUGGACGGAGCUCACGAGCUGCGUGCCCGCCGUGAUGGGCAGGAAGGAGGCGAAGAAGAACGGCAGGAACUUCUACUACAUAACCCUGCUGCGGGACCCCGUGUCGCGCUAUCUGAGCGAGUGGAAACACGUACAGCGCGGUGCCACCUGGAAGACCUCGCUGCACAUGUGUGACGGGCGGGCGCCCACGCAGGACGAGCUGCCGGCCUGCUACUCGGGUGACGACUGGUCAGGGGUGACCCUGCGCGAGUUCAUGGACUGCCCCUCCAACCUGGCCAAUAACCGGCAGGUGCGCAUGCUGGCCGACUUGAGCCUGGUGGGCUGCUACAACCUGUCCUUCAUGAGCGAGAGCGAGCGCAGCCACAUCCUGCUGAGCAGCGCCAAGACCAACCUGAGGAACAUGGCCUUCUUCGGCCUCACCGAGUUCCAGCGCAAGACGCAGUACCUGUUCGAACGGACGUUCCGCCUGCGCUUCAUCUCGGCCUUCACGCAGAUCAACAGCACGCGCGCCGCCGGCGUGGACGUGGACGAGGACGUGCGCCGCCGCAUCGACGCGCUCAACUUUUUGGACGUGCAGCUGUACGAGUACGCCAAGGACCUGUUCCUGCAGCGCUUCCAGUUCGCGCGCCAGCAGGAGCGCCAGCGGGAGCGGCUGCGGAGGCGGCAGGAGCGCCGUCGGCUGCGGGAGCAGAGGGCCUUCUUGUACCAGCGCCGACAGGAGGGCGGGGAGGCAGAGGAAGAGGACGCCACCGCCACCACGGAGGACUACACCAGCCAGGUGGUGCGUUGGUGACCGCUGGACGCACGCGGAGAGCCCUGUCCUGUCCGCAGAUCGGCGUCUCUCCGCUGUGGGUCGCUCUGUGAUCUGACGGCGUAUCUCGCUUUCGGCUCCUCUCUCACGCCGUCUCCGUCCGCCGCUGUACGACCUCUUCCUCCAUGCCCUCACCGAUCGUCCACGCCUCUGACCCGAUGUCGUACGAGGAUUCUUUGGCAUGUCACGGUUCCGCACAAAAAAUUUAAUCGGUUUAUUUAUCGUUGUCACCGGUGAAAACUGCGCCAUUAUUUCUUGUUACGCAUAUUUCGGCUUCCCUUUACGACCAUAAAAUUGAGCUUGAAAUUGACACACCUGAUGGAUUGUUGUCAUGUAAACUUUUGUUUUUUUAAAUUUCCAGGACUGUUUUCUGGACUUCAGUCAGCGCUUGGCCCCAGCUAUGUAUCCGAUACAGGCGUAUGACUAAAGUGUUCUAUCUACCGUACAUUCGUUGCCUGGAUGUUGGAACUUGGAUGUUGGAAAAAAACCAAAACAUUUUCCCCACUUAAAGAGGAAAAUACAGCUGACCAAUGAGAUAAAU